AUGGACGCGCUGAAGGAUUACCUGCCAAAUGGUGAAGGUUACCUGCCAUGGUACAUGUUUGGCCUCUCGGUGAUUGCAGUAGGAAAUUCUCUGCAGAAUUAUCUCACCCUGCACUACUCGAGGCGCUUGUACAACGGCCAGUUCAUCGCCAACCCGUCCCUCGCUCCGCGAACCUCUACUUUCAACCCCGACGAUGCCACCAACAAGCUCGUCCCUGCGACGUCCGUCAAUCUGAAGCCCGGCAGUACGACCGUCGACCAGGUUACACCAUUGGCAGCCCGCCUUUUUGCCACCUAUACCCUGAUUUCAGCGAUUGUGAGGAUAUAUGCCAGUUUCCACCUGGACAAGGAGCCCGUAUAUAUGAUGGCUAUGUGGACAUAUCUGGUGGCACUUGGACACUUUGUUAGUGAGGGCUUUGUGUUCAAGACUUUCCGCAUCACCGGACCACAGCUGUUCCCUCUGGUACUCGCGUCCGUAGGAACAACCUGGAUGAUCAUGCAGAAGGACUUUUAUGUUCAGGCAUAA
Molecule: messenger RNA, 525 nt
Organism: Pestalotiopsis fici W106-1
Lineage: Eukaryota; Fungi; Ascomycota; Sordariomycetes; Amphisphaeriales; Sporocadaceae
Exons: 2
Coding region: 1-525 (174 amino acids)
Cellular component (GO): membrane; endoplasmic reticulum
Molecular function (GO): protein-macromolecule adaptor activity
Source: RefSeq, a predicted model, not a curated record